AUGAUUGGAGAUUUUAUACUAAACGACCACGGAAAUAAGUGAGUAUUUAUUGGUUUUUUUUAGAUUCCGAGCGUAGCGAGAGAGCUUUUGGUUUUACAAUGAUGUCUAUAAUUUUUUUCUUCUUUCUUCUUUGAUCUAACCUGUGGACACGUUUUUUCCUAGUAAACUUGCUCCGAUGUAUAAGUGUAUCAAUUUUUCUGAAAGCUCAAGUUGUCUAGAUAGUACUUUAAAGAGGUCAUUUUUUGAUUUUCGAUUCCAUUUUUUAAAUAGAAGCACCUAAGUGGGAAAAAAACGCAAGAAAACUUUCAAUUUCACGAUUUCAAUAGUUUAUAAAAACAUGGACGACGUUUUCUAUCAGAAAAAAUGAUUUGAUCGAAAAAUCACCAGAUACCUUUUUAGCUGCCUUUUCGAUUUACUUUCUUACGAUAUCAUUGCCAAAACUUUUGAGCUUUUAAGGAAUCUUAAUCUUUGGUAGAUUUUUGCUGUCAUUCGGUUAUAAAUACACGUAGAGAUUUGAAACUUGGUAAUAAUACUUAUAAUGGACGUAUCUAGACGUGGUAAUAUUUCCAAAAUCAUCAGACGACUUUUUUUUCCUUUUAUAUAUUUUUUUACAUUGGUACUUUAUUUUUUUUUUAUAUAUACUGUACACCACUUUUAUCCUAGAAAACUUGCUCCAAAGUAUAAGAGUAGCACCUUUUUUUAAAGUCAAUUUUAUCUACUUGGGAAAUUAAUAAAUAAUUUUUUUGAUUUCCGAAACGAUAUUUAAAACAAACAUGAUUAACUGGGCUAAAAAAAUACGAUUUUUUUACGAUUCCAUUAUUUUAAAUAAGUACCUACCACGUUUUGUAGUACAAAUAUGGCUCAAAUUAAAAAACAACAAGAGACCUUUUUUAUCGAUUUUUUUUAUUAAUGAUCGUUUUGAAAUCAAAUUUAAACGAAAAUCGCAAAUUAAAAUUAUGUAUUGACGAACUGCGCUCGGAAUCGUCUUUCGUCAAGCAAUGGUUUAUCGUUGCUUACAAAUAUAAAUUAAAUAACCUAUUCUAUAUUCUGUAUUCUGUAUUCUACCUUCCCAAAUUUCCACUUACAACAGUGGUUGCACCCGUCCCCAGUAUCAACUCAUUUUUUUUUGCUGGUUGGAAUAGGAAAUUUUUUCAUUGGUCACUUUUUAAAUUAUUAAUACGAUAAGUUAACUGAUAAAUCGUGACCUUCAAUAUUAUAUUAUUUAUUAUAAAUCACGUGGAUAAUAACUAUUAAUAAUAUUAUAGCAGGUAUAUAUUUUUAGUUAAUGGUUAUAUAGCGUAUAAAUUAAUAUAUAUUUAAUAUUAUAUUAUAGUGUGUAAUUAUUGAAUACAAGAGUUGGGUCUUAGCUUCGGGUGUUCCGAGUCGAACUGUGUGGGUUUUAAUAAGAUAUAACCAGUUAUUAUAUCAUAUAAAAAAACCCACCGGACAAAUAUAUAUAUUAGCAUAAUUUCAAACGAAAUUUAGCAAUACAAUCAAAUAUAAUAGAUCACGGAAAAUACAUUUUGUUUGACUUUUGUCUCUAUGUUCAUAUUUUAAAAAAAAAUGUCAAGUGAAAAUAUAAUUGACUUGACUGACCCUAAAUAGUUGGGAUGAAGGCGUAAGAAAAGAAAACGAAAUAGAAUGGAUUUACAAUAAAUACAAAUUAUUAUUACACCUUGUUAUAGACAUACAAGUACAUUAUUAUAAUACUAUUCAGUGUUACUUUAUCAGUUUUGUCAAAUAACGUAUAUAUUUGAAUAUUAGGUAUAUAAUUCUGCCUGUUUAAAAUGAACACCAAUGUUAAUAAAUAUUUAAAAUAAUAAUUCUAUGUUACAAUUUUGUUUGAACCCUUUUAUUAAAAUAUGGGUAUUCAAAAAUAUGAUCAGAUAGUACAAUAUCAAAUAUUAUUACGUAGGUACCUACAAAUUUUGCAGUUUUAAUAGUUUUUGACAUUUGAUAUAUGAUAGAACCGUAAAGAGGACCUAUACAAUUAGUCUUUUUGAUUGGACAAAUAAAAAAUAUUUUUGGAAAAGUAUACAAAUUAUCGAAAUACUUUUAACACAAAUCAUAAACUUCCAAGGUUAAUAAAGAACAAAUUAUUAAUUUUAAUAUCUAUACUAUGCUCAUCCUUUUUGCUAACUUUCAGAUAAAAACAAGUAAUAAAUAAAUAGUCUGUAUAAUUAUAUAUUCAAUACAUUCAUCUAUACAAAUUUUACAAUUAAAAAUAUUUAAUCUUUCACUUCGUUUAACUCACAAAGAUCUGCAGUUACUUCAUUCAUGCAUUUAUUGAAUAUUCUUGUAUUACUCACGGUCACGUAUUUAUGCGUAUCAUUUUCUUUGGAAUUUCUUUUUAGGGAUAUAAUUACAAUCAUUUCAGCGUUAUAAUCAUUUACAAUUUUAAGAAAUCAUAUUCUCUGUAAAAAUAGGUUAUAGGUAGGUGCAUACAAUUUUAUUUGUCGUAUAAGUCUAUUAUAAAAUGUUUUAAAAGUUGAUUAAAUAUUUCACUGUUCGGUAGGGAACAGAGAGACAGAACGAGGAAGUUAAAAUAUAUGAAGCUUUAAUUCAAUACAAAAUUAUGAUACACUAUAGGAUUUGAUUAUUAAUAUGUUAAUAUGUUUUAGAUAUUCAGUGAAGUCGCAUAAAGUUCAAGGUUAAAAUAUGUUUGAGUAUAAUUUUCCCCAUACUUGGAGCAAAAUAGAGAGUGCCAUAAAUACGACUUAAAUAAUAGGAAUAAUAAUAUAUUUUAAUUGAGUGCGAUUAAAUGAAUUACUGUGCAUACUAAUAAAAAAAAGUAAAUGCUUGGAAUCACUAGGAAAAUUAUUACUUCCAAAGACCUAACCUAAUAUUAAAAUACAUGUGCUCUGUAAUUAAUAAUGAAAAUAUGAAAAUGUUGGUUGAAUGUAAUAGUACCAUUGGUAAUGUAAUAAAUUCGCUGUUAUUUAAUGUCCCCGUAGCUACAGAGCUAGUAGAAUGUUAAUCAUUAUUUGUAGUUCUACAUCUAAGAGAUUUGAUAAGUAUUCGACUCUCCUAAUAAACAAAAAAAGAACAAAUAACAGAACUUCAGUAAUUUUUAAACGAAAGAACUCAAAUUGAAUUAAUUAAUUGUAGUCAAAAUUGUAAUGGUGUUAUUGAUCAUACAAUUCUUUCCGAAAUACAUCUAUUUAAUAUUUAUUGAUAUUUUAUACUGUCAACUUAAAUCAUUAUUUUAACAUAAAUUAUAACUAAAAAUUUGAAAUGCAUAUAGUUUCUCUACGCCAACUCUAAUAUUUCAUUUUAAGACAAAAACUAGGAAAUUAAAGCAGUGGUGAUGUUGCUACUAUAGCGAAUAUUAAUGUUAUGUAUGGGACAUCCCUGAGAUCCUAGUAUACAAAUCCAAAACUUAUGAACUUCAGGGUGUUUAUACUACUACAAAACGAGAAUCAAAUUUGAGAAAUUCGAUUGGCCAUUACAAUGCAUACUAAAGAAAAGUUAAAAAAAAAUGAGCCCAUGUGAAUUUUUUUACAAUGUGAAUUUAAUUUUUUUAAACCUAUAUUUUUAUAACAUAAAAUAAGAGUUUUAAAAUGACUUUGGCACAUUUAAGCUCAAUCUUUUCGUUUUCUACACAAGUGCAAUUAAAUGUACACAUAUCAUACGUACAAUUUAAAAAAUGUUUGAUAUAGGUGGUAUUUUUAUGCACCACCUAGGUACAUGUGUAAAAUACAUAUGUGUAUUGUGUAGGUGCAUCAUAAGUAAGAAUAUACAUCGCACGGCGCAAUAAUAACCGAGUUUCUAAAUAAUAAGACAUAAACAUUAAAUUGUUUCUAUUUCGCCCCACGACUCCCACAUUCCGCCGAAAUUAGUUAUAAAAAAUAUUUUUUCCCACGGUUUUUUUUUCAUUUUAUUUUUAAGUAUCAGUGAAUAUAUUUAUAUUAUGUCACAUAUUAUAAUAAAUAUUAAAUAUUAAUUGAAUCAAUAGAUCGUGAAUUCUAAAUUUGUAUUAAUCGUUUGAAUCUAUAUAAUAGGGGUUAGAUUUCGAAAAUAUUUCUUUCGAAUAUAUUUUAGCUAUACGGUUACAAUGGUUGAAGUUUAUUGGUAAAAAAAUUGUAUUAUUUGACGUUACAUAUUUGGUAAUAUAAUUUUUAUAAAAUAUCUUAUACUCAGUACUGGAUUCAGGGUGGAGAAAAAUGUCAUAGAGGAGCACAAAUUAUACCAAAGUAUCUAGUUGGGGAUAAAAAGGUUUAUUAAUUGUUUUUUACACAUAAGAAUGUACAUAUUGUUUUUUUCCCCUCGAUGCCAUAAUUUUUAGAUGCGGUACUGGUUAUACCUGGCCUAUAUAUUUGUGCUUAAAUUUUGCAACAUGUGAAAAUGAAAUGGCCUCUAAAAAUGUUCUGCUUGGUAAUAAGAUAUUUCUGGUUAGUCUAUUAUUCACAUUAUAAUAAUCAUAAUGAUUUAUAAUUUUAUUUUAUUUAAUAUUUUGAUGGUUUAGUGUCACGUACGUACUUAGGUGCAUACUAUUGUUUUUGACUACCUAAUAUACUGCAUGCGAUGAUGACAUUUUAUUACAGCAAUUAUAGCAAUUAUUUAUCAAAAUAACGAACAAAAUUCAUUACACAAUCUACAUGAUAUUUGUUGACAAAUCCAUUAAAAUAUUACCUAUGUAAUAUAAUGCGUGUCACUUGACUCCUUGAAAUAGACGAUAAUAUUAUUAUAAUAUACCGUAUGUCAUCAAUCAAGGCCGUAGCUGGACCAAAUUUUCAAGAGGGGGUUUCAAUUGAAUCAUCUAUUAUCUUUAUUACAAAAACAUAAUGAGCAUUUAAUAUUGAAAAAAAUAUGUAAUACAUUUAGAAACCAUUUUGGGUUGAGUUUGACUCCCUAAAACACCACCCCCUCAAAUACGACCACGUCAUUAAUUAUAUUAUUUGAAUACAAUAUAAUGCUUAAUUUUAUUAUACAUUUUUCUCCAACGCUAUUAUCACGAUUGUGUUUUGUAACGUUAUAUUAUUUUAACAAUAAAGAUACAUAACGAAGUGAUAAUCCAUUAAAAUCGAAUACAUAUAUUAUAUUUUAUGUAUUAUUUUGUAAUUCUUUUAUUUUACAGGUUUUUAAUAAAGUUUUUUUUUACUUUUAUGUCGUUUUUAAAACCGAACGCCAACAUUCUAUAAUACAUUAAACUCUGCAGAGUGCAGUGGUCCUUGUAUUUGUUGAAGGCCGAUUAAACUUAAAAAUCCAUUUAGUUUUAAAUGCAGACUUAAUUUAAAUCAUUAUCAUUUUAUUAUAACAGUAAAAAAAUUUAGCUGAUAUUAAUAUUGCCAUUAGUAUGUGAAAUAAUAAAAUACUUCCCUAUGCCUGUGUUUAUUUAUGAAAUUAUAUAGUAUAAUAUUUUAAUAGUAGUUUGAAGUUACUGAUUGCGAUUAACGCGCUUUAAAAAAAAAAAAAAAAAACGAAUGAUUUUCAGACCACCAGCUUCAAUUAUACCCAAAGCUAGUUACUAUAAAGGUCCUGAAAAUGAAUCGUUGAUAUAUAUGACCGUUGGAAAUCUAAUCGAUCAAAUAGCGGAAAAAUACCCGAACAGAGAAGCUAUAGUGUCUGUACAUCAACAUAAAACAGUUACAUUCUCGGAUCUUAAACAUCAAGUAUGUUUGAUGUAAACAUAAUAUGAUCGAUGAGCUCUAGGUUUAACUAAAAAUGCGUUCUACAUUUAAACAAAGAAAAUACAUAAAUUUAGGUUGACGAGUUGGCGUCCGGUCUUUUAGAGUUGGGAAUAAAACCGGGCGAUCGAUUAUGUCUAAUGGGUUCCAAUUCAGUUGAAUGGGAAAUCACAUUAUUGGCCGCGAUGAAAGCCGGCCUGAUCGUGGUGAGAAUAUUACAAUUUCUUUAAUAUUAUUUGUCAAAACAAAAAAUUAAAUUUGUAUUCAAAUUCUCACAGGUGAACAUAAAUCCAUUGUAUAAGAAACAAGAACUGCACCAUUGUCUCAGUAAAGUCGACGCGAAAAUGCUCAUCGCUCUUGAAUUUCCCCCUCAUACAGACUACUACGAAAUACUUAAAAGUAUAAUUCCGGAAAUCGUUCAGCAACCGUAUGGUAAACCGGUCACCACCAGGCAUUUGCCCAAUUUAGAAUUCAUAGUGAUGAACACGGACGAAGAUCUUCCGUAAGUCUGUUGGAAAUAUACAGUUAGAUUUAUUUCCAACGUACUUACGCAUGAUAUAUUUUUGUUUUUUUGUUAUUUUUUUGUAUAUUCCAGCGGAAUCAUUAAGUAUUGGGAUGUUUGCCAAUCGGGAACGAUAAAAUCAACAGCGUACCUGAAAAAAGUGAACCUUGAACUGAGUCCGCAUGCGAUUUGUAACAUACAAUUUACUUCAGUAAGAAAACCAGUUAUAGUCUUGUUUUGUUCUCUCUCUGUCUCUCUCUCAAAUUUGUAUUAUUAUCAUUAUUGUUGUUAUUUAAAUUAUAUCCUAAAUCACAACAAACGUAGCCGGUAUCAUAAUAUCAUUCGAGUAAACGCAAUGUUUAGAAAUAGCAAUAAUAUAUUUGUAUUAUACUGUACAGGGUACGACUGAUGUACCGAAGGGAGCAUGUUUGACUCAUUAUAAUAUUGUCAAUAAUUCGUAUUUCUACUGCAAAAGGACGUUGCUAUUGGAAAAGGUAAGCCCAAUUUUUGAACAAUUAUAUUAUAAUUAUUUAAAGGGUGUUUAUAUAUUUGCUGUUUCCCAGCCUUUUUGUUGUUGAUGACCCAACGUAAAAAAAAAAAAAAAUAUAACAAUAAAAGUUAAGUACUUAUGUCAUAAUAAAGCAUUUUCCGAAAAUAAAAAAGUAAAUUUCUUAUUCUCGAUUUAAAAUUAUUAUUAAAACCAAAUAGUUACUAUAGAAUAAUUAUAGUUAAUGUUAGUAUUACACUUAUAAGUAUGUACAUUUUACAGUGGCGCAACCUGCGAGGGUGGGGUUAUGGGUUUUUCCCCUCCUUUGAAAUUGUACGAAUUCUAAGUAAUAUGUAUAUAUAGCCGCAUAAUUUGUAUUUCGAUUUCAGAUAUAUCUUUGUAAUUUUAAAUACGUAUAUAAAAAAUACCAAUUUAAAAAAAUAUCUUUGUCUAUUACCGUUAAUUUCCAUAAAUAUAUUUAAAUUUCUAAAAAUACAGUGUGUCUCCCUCGCGGUUACUCCACUGCCUAGCUACUUUAUUAGAAAAUCUAUGUAACACCAAAUUUCUAUACCUAUUAUUUCAUUAAUAAGUAAGAAAUUAAUAAUUAUUUUUACCUAAUAUAAUUAUAUACGAAACAGGAACAUCGAAUACUAUUGCAAGUUCCGUUCUUUCACACUUUCGGGACUGUAAUCGGUAUAAUGGCAAGUCUGAACAGUGGCAGUACUCUGGUACUGCCGACAUUAGGUUAUAAGCCGAUCGAAUCGGUCAAAGCGAUUAUAAACGAAAAGCGAGUACCUAUUUUGUUUUUGUUUUUUUCUUUCGUAAUUAUGAUUACGAAUAUAACUAUUUUUACAGCUGCACGGUUUUAUACGGGACGCCGACAAUGUACAUCGAUCUGAUAAUGACUGCUAAAGAACAUUUUGAUCAAGGGCACACUAUCACUACAGUGGAGUUCAUUUUAUGUGCCGGUGCGCUGUGCUCGCCGAAUUUAUUCAAACAAAUCAAAACGACGUUCAACCCCAAACGACUAGUGGUAAUAAUAAUGUAUAUAUUGGUACAAAAAUAUAUUUUCUGUAAUAACGCCGUAUAGUGGGAAAACGAUAUCUGAACUCAGAUAUUACCUAUACAUUUGAAUAGUAUAUCCCUGUGGCGUACCAAACUAAUGCACCCGGUUUUGGAUUCCAAUCGUUCGUUAUGAUUCUCAAGAUAAACAAAUACGUUAUCAUUAAAUUCGUAAUAUCGUAAUCGGCCGUUUUGGCUUUCGGCCACCUGCAUUCGCUAGUUCAUAUCGGAAUUUCAAUCGAAAAAUAAUUCGAAAACAAAUCCUGAUUUGUUAUGCGAAUCCACGUUGGAUAGGUCACCGGAGAAAAAACUAGAAAAAUGUGUGUCUCAAUCGCCGGAAUCGAACUCAGUAUCGUAGAACAAACAGCCGCCGCAUUACCCACUGAGGCACCGUCAACACAUUUGUAGUAUAAGUAUAGGUACCUAUUUGAAAUACAAUUACAUAUAGGGUGAAGCAUAACAAGCGACCGGGUCUGAAACCGGGUGCAGUAUGUUAAUACACAUCCCGGUGUGUUGCUACGUAACGUAAAAUAAUGCAGGUUUUUCGUCGUUAAUGUCGAAUAACCGUCGUGUAAUCGGCUGCAAGACGCUUAUUAUAUUAUCGCUCGUUUGCGGUAUAUCAAACUCCUCGUGUUAAGACGUAAAAUUAUAAAAUUACGUACAGGUCGCAUUUCACGUGCAUGUAAAAAGUUCAAUACGCGGUUUCGUAACGCGUAUUAUAAUAUACGUAUACAAAAACACAAUAAUAGGAUUAUUAUUAACUAGACGAACUAGAUGAAAUAUUUUACGUCACAUUCGUAUAGUUACACGUAUUUCUACUUGAUCCUGCACGCCUAUAAUUAUAAACUAUUCGUAAACAAUUUCAGAGCGUGCCGUUGAGGAAUGUUUUAUUAUGAUGUGUGUUUUGUCUAUUACCAAUUUUUCUUCCAGUUUUUCUUUUAUUUAGAUCAUUAAGUGCUUAGUAUCCUUUGAGAACCCAUUUUUAUUUAGUUGGUGUAGUUUUUUUUUUUUUUUAAUUUUCCUUGUAGUUUUCUGAACAAUUUGGAAAUACUGGGAAAAACGCAAAAAUGAUCGCGUAAUAUUCGAUUUUAUUGUUAUUUUUUUCUUGAAAUUCGGUUAAAUGUAAAAUAUAAUUCUUAAAUUGUAUUCCGUGAAAAUUAUAUUAUAUUAAUUUUACUAUUUGGCAUUUGCUGAUAGUAAACAACUUUUCUACCAGAAAUCUUGCGUAAAUCGAUGAACAUUGGAUCUAUUUGGACGAAAUAGGGGGAACUUGUAGAAAGAAAAAAUAAAAGAAAGAACAGGAAAUAACAUUUUAUACUUUUGUUUUUAGUUUUUUAUUUGGUUAAAGCUUUUUUAGAUGUGAUCAAAUUUUCAAAACGUAGGCAAUUUACAUUUUCAAAUUUUUAUUAAGUAGUUACGAUUUGGUUGAUUGUACGGAUAAAUAUUAUUACGAGAUAUGUUAUAAAUUGUAUUUAUUUUUUUUAUUGCCGUUUUAAGAUUAAAAUUUUAACCAAAAUCGUACAAAUUACGGUAUUUAUUUAGUUUUUAUUUUGUAGCUGCAAGGUGGAUCAAAAUUGUUUGACUAAACAGAAAUGUUUAAAAAUUCAAAAUGAGAUUCAUUUCAAGUUAUACUAAAGUAGUAUGAAAAAAAUAGUUGAAUGUAAUGUAAAAGUUUUUUUUAUAAGUGCUUUAGGUCAAAUUUCGAUCAAAUCGUAAAAACUAUUUCAUUUAAAAAAUGUGUGAAACUAAAUGUUGCAAAGAAUCGUGUUUUUCACAAUAGAUAAUCAUUUCAUAUAAAAAUUAAUAUAAAUGUUUUUAAAUUAAGUUGAUGCAUCCCAUGUUAUUAGAAAAUCCAAAUCAGAGUAAGGGAUAUAUUAGUUUAACUGUGAUAAUUUUAUUAUUUUUUGUUUGUGAACAACUUUUUGACAAUUAAAUUUGCUCCUAUCGAAAAAUAAAUGGAGACCCUUUUUUUUUAGAUUUAUUGUUUAGUUGGUCAAAAAUAAGUUUGUUUUUUAAUUUUUAAUGUAGUUUUUAUAAUAACUGAGCAAAUACAAUAAAAAAAAGUUGAAAAAACGGGAAAGUUCACGGAAAUAAUGGUUUUGUUAUAAUUAUGUUAAAAAUAUUUGUAAGAGACUUAAUAUUUUGACGAAAAACUUAUAUUUGUGUUUUCUAGACGUGGUGAAAUUGUCAAAACAAUUUAAUAAUUAAUAUUUGCUAAGCACUCUGUGGAUAAAAUUGUUUGACAAACAGAAAUGUCUGAAUAUUUAACAGAACCUCGAUUAUAAGUUGUACUUAGUGGUAUAACAAAAGUAUACGUGUGUUUUAUAAUGGUUUAAAAAUUAAAUUUUCACAAAAAUCGUAAAUAUUAAAGCCUUUUAAAAUAUGAACUUCGGUCCAAAAUCGUUUUUCGUUAGCAAUAGUUUAUCGUUGCUUACAAAUGUUAGUAAAAUAACAUUAUGUAUUCUACCUGCCAAACUUCCCACUUACUACAGACUACAGUGGCACACCCGUCCUCAGUAUUAGUACAUUUUUUUUCUUUAAAUCUCAUUGGAAAUAUUAUACUUAUAAUAUUAUCACUAAUAUCUGGGUUUCGGUAAAUUAUAAUAUAGGUACUAUAAUAGGUAGGUAUGCCUACCUAUUUACUAUUCUAUAGUCUCGCAUAGUCCAUGUAUUAUUAUUUCGUUUUUAGUGUACAUGGUAUGUAAUUAGCUAUUAUAGCUAUUAGUUUUAUCUAAAAUAGACCGUGCUCAUUAUGUGGUCAGAAAUGUACAUUCCUGAAGAAAUUAUAGACAUAAGGACAACUACUUGGUAAUUUCUCUAAACAAUGUCAUAUUUUUAUCCUCAUGAACCCCGUGAUUGCAUGGUUUUGGUUCGAACGAAAUAAAAUAUAGGUACUAAAAACUAGAGAUGGACAUAAUCAAAUAGUCACUAUUCGGUAAUUGAUUGCAUUUGAACUAGUCGAUAGAUUAUAACUUAAUAAACUAUUCGAAAGUUACUUAUAAUUUUUAUUCGGUUAUGAGAUUAACUAUUCGCAGUUUUUCGAAAUACUCGAUUGUUUUUUGGUCAUGCUUUUUGGUUUAGCUUAUGCACGUUAUUUAAAACUAUCGAUAGUAGAUAUCAGCUAUUUGGAAGUGUCCAACACUUAAUAAAAACAAAAACUUUAAACUCAAACAUUUCCUAGUCAGCACGUCCCUAUAUUGUUAGGUAAGUAAUAUUUAACAAUGUGACUAGGAUGUGUAAUAAAUUACGCUAUCAUAAAUGUUAAAAUAAAAUGAUUGAACGAGGGGAGGGUUCAGGAGAAUAUAUAGUUUUACAUCAAGUUUUUCAUAAUAGUAUUUGGAAAACUAUGAUGUUUAAAAUACGUUCCUUGCGGGAGGGAAAUAUUUUUCCUAAUAAUUGAGAAAAAACCAAAAAAAAAACGAUUUUUUUCAAAAGGCGCAAUUAAUUUAAAUGUUUACGGCUUAAGCUUUUUACUAUAAAUAUUACUCUAAUAAAAAAACAACAAGACACCGUUUUUGUUGCAUGUUUAAUUUAAUCCAUGAGUAAGUAAUUCCUAUUUUGAUUUCAACUCAAAAAUGUGUACAUUUUAUCAUUGUAAUAUUCGAUAAUGAAGCAUAAAUUAAUAUUAUAAUUAUCUCAUUAAUAUUGAAACACUAGAAAAAACCAUAACAAAAUAUAACAUACCUAAUUAAUAAAAAGGUAUGUGCACGAAAUAAAUUUUAAAAAAUACACCCAAGGACAAGAGUUAAUUCAGCUGUAAAAAAACAAAAAAUGAUGUUUUAUUUCGUUAUUAAAGGAAUUGUUAACAUUAGUGCGCUACACGCGAGGAACAUAAAAUAUUAUUAUAAUGCAAAAUGUUUAGCCAUACAGAUAAUAAACGAUAUCCAUUACACAUUGUAAUUAUGUUUAUGAGCAGCUAUUUGGAAGAUUUAGGUAGUAAUAUUCCUAGGUUUAAAAAUGACUUCAAUAAUUAAAAUACCUAACCGUAAUGGUAAGGUUUCAACAAUCAAUUAUGUGCUGUUUGAUUCUGAUGUUAUUCCUGCGGCGACUUUUGCUUUUCUGCCAAAUAAAACUCAAAUUACUUACCUACGGUAGACUUUUUCACUUAUAAUUAUAAAAUAUCAUAUUCCGAAAUUUAGAUUCCGAGCGUAGUGAGGGAGCUACUGGUUUUAUUAAGAUGUUUAUUUCUAGUCUGUGGACACGUUUUUUCCUAGUAUACGUGCUCUGAUAUUUACGUGUAGCAACUGUUCUGAAAGUUCACGUUAUCUAGAUGAUAAAUUAAACAAGUUAAUUUUUUAAAUAAAAGCACUUAAAUGGGAAAAAAACGUAGAAAAACUCUUUUUUUAUAAAAAUUUUAUAAAACCACGGACGACAUUUUCUACUAGAAAAAAUGAUGUAAUCCGAAAUUCACAAAAUACCUUUUUGUUGUCUUUUUGAUUUACUUUCUUUCGGUUUCUUUCUUCAUUUCCAAAACGUUUAAGCCACUUUUGAGCUAAUAAGGAAUUUUAAUAUUGAGGAAUUUUAUUGCUGUAUUCGGUUACAAAUACACGUAGAGACCUGAAACUUGGUAAUAAUACUUAUAUUGGACUUACCUAGACGUGGUAAAAUUACCACUAAUUCGACAAUCAUAUUUCCCGCCAUUCAACCAUAUUUCUUGUCAAUGUUUGCCAUUCUGUAUCUGGUUCCGUAAGCUUCACGUCUAACUUCAUUUUGUCUUCCCAUCUCGGCCUAGGGCGUCCAAGUGGUCUUUUCCUUGUUGGAUUAUUGAUGUAUAAACGAAUCUUCUUUUAUGCCAGCUAUGGCUGGCCCAUCUUAAACUUCUUUCAUUUUGUUCAUUACAUUAGGACAUCUAAAGAGUUCUUUGAUUUCAUCAUUUUUUCGGAUUCUCUAAUCUCUAAUGCUAAUAAUCAGAUAUGGGCCAAAUAUAUUUCUUAAGACCUUUCUUUGAAAUACUUGUAGGUUAUUUAUUUUAGUUUUAUGUAUCGUCCAGGUUUCACUUAUAUACAUCACUACAGGUCUUAUUAGUGUUUGGUAAAAUUGAAACUUUGGGUCUUUGGAUAGCAUUUUUUACUUAUGUAUGUUGAUUUAGUACUAAAAGCAAUAAAAUACUUAAAAAAAAAAAAACAAAACAAAAUUAAAAAUAUUACCAAAAAAGAGCUGAUAUUAGGAACGGAUAGGAUACUGCAAUAGUUGGAAAGUUGAAAAGUACAUAAAGUUAUUUAAUUUAUAAUCGUAAUUAUAUAACAAUAAAUCAUUAUGAAAAAAAAACGAUUCGGAGCGAAGCUCAGUUAUAAUUUUUUUUUAAAAGGCUAUAAUAUUUAAUAUUUUCAUCAAAGUUGUAUAUUAAAACUCUUAUAAAAAAAAAAAAAAUAUAUGGUUAAACAUGGCUCUGAGUUUACCUACGUAACAAGAUUGUAAUAUAAUUAUUUGUAUAUUACCUGUUAGUAUAAUAUUAUGAUACAUGGAUUCCAAACAUGGCCUCUCAGUAAAACGAAAGAAAUAAGGCUGGGUGUUUUUGAAAGGAAAAUUCUAAGAAGGAUUAUCUGGCAAAGAUAGACAAACUGGUGAUUGGAGGAAAAGACAUAAUGAAGAACUUCAAGCCCUUUUUCAACACCCUAACUUUAUGAAAGAAAUUUCAGUUAGAAUACUGAAUAAUAAAUAGGGCAUGCUUUGAGAAAAUAGGGUUUAAUAAUAAGGGUCGUAACAAAAAACAACCCUGUAGGGAAUCGACCGCUGGUUAGUCCCGUCUGAGAUGGAAUGACUGUGUCACUAGAUGUAAGAGCAAUGGAACCUGAAGAACAAUGGAGGAAAGCAGUAGAGGGCACGAACAGUCGGAGGAAUAUAUGCUUAGAGGGCUGAUCUGAUAGGUCGUAACUCUUCAAAAAAUAAAAAGAAUAAUGAUAUUAACUAUUCUGUUAAUAUAAAUUGAAUAAUCUGAAACCUAAAUUAAAAUACUUACAUUCUUAGGCGGGUCGCACUCCAGAGAAAUAUGUAACAUGAAACUUUUGUAUGCAAUCGGUUUCAGAAACUAGUUUCCCGUUGAUCUGUAUAUUGAAGAAACUUGAAACCUAUGAAACUAUAGAAUAUGAUCAACAUAAAUGAACAACAUAAUUAUAUAUAAUAUUAAAUAUGUAAAUAAGUAUAUGAGUAAAGUAUAUAUAAAUAUGUUAAGUAUAAUUUUGUUUUAUUGAUUAACUAAAAAAAAAAUGUACCUACCUACUCACUAUAAAUACUUCAAUACGUUGAAAAAUACGAAAAAAAAUAUUAUAAGUAAAACUAGUACUAAUAAUAAUGUAUUUUAAUUGAAUAAUAAUAAAUAGGUUAAUAAAUUAUAAAUCGAAUUAUACGAUAGACUAUACUCAGUAAAAACUAAAAACCUGCAUGCCUGUGUGAAAAUAUUAAUGAAACUGAAACAAUGAAACCAGAAUGACAAAUUUCGUGUAAUCAAUUUCGUAAACUAUAAAUAAAAAUGGUUGCAUGAAACUCGGUGUGUGUUAUCCUGUACAAAUAUAUCGGCCGGUUUUAUGCAAUUAUAGUUUCGCGUUUCGUGUUACAAGUUUCGUGUUUAUAAUUUCUUUGGUACGCGGCCCGUCUUAUGUAUACCAAUUUAAAAUGUUGUAUUUAUAAUGCAGUAUUAACAUUAUGUGUAUUAAAAACUGCAGCUAUGAUGAUGAAUGUAAUAUGUAUUGUACAUUUUUUUUUUUUUUUGAUUUUAGUCUAUUUACGGAAUGACAGAAGCGAGUCCAAUUGUGUUCCUUUCCAAUCCGGACGAACCCGAGCACAAAUCGUUAACCACCGUCGGUCAAGUACUCGAUCAUUCUGAAGUAAGCGGUGUACCUAAUUAGUGCAGAUAAUAAUAAAUAUCGGUCGUUUAGUUGCGAUCAAGAAUUUCGCUGUCGCUGACACCGGAAUCGAUUAUUCCAUAAAGGAAAUCAUACACACGAACAUAAAGAAUACGUGUAUUAAUAAUUUUUUUUAUCACGCUAACGACUUUUUUUGUUUUCGUCAAUGUAUAAUUCCACAUGUAGUCCUGUUACGGUUUAUGCGAUUGAUAACACUUUCACCAAUAAACAGCUAAAAAGUUGUCUUAAUUCAUCUACACGAUAUCUUCAAUAUACUAUUGUAAUAUGACCGAGUUGUAGAAUCGAGAACAAGACCGUAGCUAGAGGUUUUACUUCCCGGUCCUUCCAAACUUUGUUCGAAAAUUUUUUUUAUUAUUUUCAAGGUCAAUUUGUUGUAAUAGGUAACAGUGUAACGUAGAAUAUACGAUUUAAUUUAACCCCCACCCGACCCCCGAAAAUGUAGUGUAACUACGGUAUCGGUCUAGAUCAUUUUAAAAUUCCAAAACUUUGUUUAUAUUUCAACAAUAGGUUUUUAUUUUAAUUUGGAAAUAAAUUUACGAAUCGCGACAAACCCUAUAGAAUAAUCUAGACCGUUCGACACCAUGCGAAGCACAACCGACAUUCCGGAAGCUAUAUAGAUAUAAUAUCGUACGGCUAUAAUACCCACAAAACUAGUAUUCAUGCGAUAAAUUAAUAAUUCAAUUUUCAAAAAUCUUUUUUCUUUUUUUUUUCUUCAGUAACGUCGUUACCUAACCUAUGACCUAUUUUAUAUAAAUUUCGUGCGGCGUUCUAAAAUGAUUGGUUAUUAAAUAACCGCAAACAACCGGGUAAUAUUUCGAACAGUACGUACACCGCGGAUAGUACAUAUAGCGAGUAAUAACGAAUUUUUUAAUAAUUGUUAUUAUGAAUGUACCUAAAUAUAGGUAAUAGAUACACGUGCAAUGUGCAUGCAUUAACAAACAGCAAUAUAAUAUCAGAGUUAUAUAAUAUUGUUUAUGAAAUACAAUUAUAAAUAAACACCUACAUCUGUAAAAUAUAAUAAUUUGCAUUCUAAAAAAAAAAAAGAAGACAAAAUUAAAAAUCACCCAUUGAUUACAAUGUGCUUUAGAUUCUGAGUGUAGUGAGAGGAAUGUAUUGAUUUAUGAGAACGUUACAUAUGAAUUUGUUGUAUUUAUCUUACAAACAAAAUAUAUAGCAAAAACAUGCUUACGUAGACUACACAGAACUCGCUUAGUUUCGGUUUCAGUGUAAAAGCAUCUAUUAUGAAAUUAACAGAGAACAAUAUUUCGGAUGAAUAGGCGUCGGGAAUUUUGAAAAAGUUAUUUUUUUAAAAGUUUAAGCUAAUUAAAAAAAGGUUGACAAAGUCGUUAUUUAUAAACGGUAAAUUGACUGUUAUAUUCGGAUAAAAUGGAAUAUGGUUUAUUGAGGAUGGAAUUGUUUGAUUUUCAAAAGAUUAUCAUAAUAAUUGGAAAAAACCAUUAAUAAAAAAGCUAUCCUAAGAUAAUGGAGACGGGUGCAGCCACUGUUAUACUUAAUUUAGCGUGCACCUGUAAGCAACGAUAAAUCAUUGCUUAAAAAAUUAAAAAACAUAAAAAGAACGGAAAAGUUUACAAAAAUCGUAAAACUACGGCAUUUCAAAACAUGUAUAAAAGAACUUCGCUCAGAAUAGUACCUUGUUAUCAAUGGUUUAUCUUGUAUUUUUAGUUUUAUAAUUUUAUGUAUUCUACUUUCCCAACUUCACACCUACAAACAACCGCGAUACACCCGUCUCGAGUGUAAGAUAUAUUUUUCUAAUGUAUCGUGAAAAUUUGUAUAAGUUUUCUUAUACAUAAAAAAUACUCCUUAAAAAAUUGAGUUACGGCUAUUUGUAUGCAUUCGUGUAAUACGAUGUAUUACUUGUCACGCCGUUUAACAUUUGGUUUUUUGAAACGUUAUUUUUAUGUUAUAAUUACUUAACCUAAAUGUCUAAUUGAAACAUUUGAAACGAACGGAUAUUUACCUGCUUAUAUUUUACAGGUUAAAGUCGUGGACAGAAACGGAGUCACCGUGCCGUUCGGCACGCCCGGAGAAGUGUGGUUUAAAGGUUACAACAUCAUGCCCGGGUAUUGGAACGACGAGGAAAUAACAAAAAAGGCAAUUGUAGAUAACGAAUGGCUUAAAUCGGGGUAGGUGCAUAUAAUGGGGCAUUUUUAGUGCUCCGGUAACUCUCCUUUUCUCUACAAAAAAUUUCCACGAGCAGAUAGAUCAAACUGUUCCCUUAAUUUUUGGAUUUUUUUCAGUUAACCUCCCCCCCCUGCCAGUGAGAGUAUUACCUAAAAUUCUACUGGAUAAUGUCCAUUUGGAUAUAGGGACUACUUUAAAAACUACCCCGGCAUGUACCAUAAAUAUUGAACUCUGACAAAACAAAAAAAAAAAAAAAAAGGUGUUUGGAAUACCCGAUAACCGACUCGGUGAAGUGGUCUGCGCCGCUAUAAAAACGACGAAAUCAUCCGUACUCGACCAAGAGGCUGUUCAAAAUUAUUGCAACGGCAACGUAAGUAAUGUCCUACCUCGAUUGUAUAUUAUGACGCGCCAAUUUAAUGUAUCAAAAAAAAAAAAAAAAAUUGAUUUAUCGUGUAAACAGAUCGCGAGAUUUAAAGUACCGAAACAUGUGCUGGUCGUGGACGAUUUCCCGAAAACAGUUUCUGGGAAAAUACAAAAAUUUAAACUCCGCGAAAUCAUGCAAGACUUUUUGAAAAACUCGAAAACUAGUCAUCAGUGCUAA
Cinara cedri is the source of this 17284-nucleotide messenger RNA. Lineage: Eukaryota; Metazoa; Arthropoda; Insecta; Hemiptera; Aphididae. The record is from the annotation of a GenBank genome assembly.